AUGCAGAUGCAGGCAACAAAAGUAGUAGAACAAAUACAUGGUAGUAGUAUUCAUCAGCCCCACAGGCUGAGGAACAAGAAAGUUAGUGAUUUAAUCACUGACAAGAGAAGGCUGGUGGAGGUUCCAUACACAGCUUCACUAGCUGACACCACGAAUGCUUUAAUUGCUAACAGGAUCACCGCCGUGGCAGUGGCGGCGCCACCGGGACACUGGAUAGGAGCUGGUGGUUCAAUGAUCCUGGUGGCUGAUAAGCACACCGGGGAAGUGACGAAACACUAUAUUGGGAUGGUGACUAUGCUGGAUAUUUUGGCCCAGAUUGCCGGGAAUUAUGUUGAGACAGAGAGCAGCGGCGGUGAUGAUCUGGACCAGAAGAUGAAAGUUCCGGUGUCAUCUAUUAUAGGGCGGUGCUUCGAAAGCCUCAGCUUGUGGACCCUCAACAGCUUAUGA
This is a messenger RNA of Fraxinus pennsylvanica, 447 nucleotides long. NCBI's taxonomy places the organism in Eukaryota, Viridiplantae, Streptophyta, Magnoliopsida, Lamiales, Oleaceae. The record is from the annotation of a GenBank genome assembly.